Messenger RNA from Ziziphus jujuba (common jujube), 825 nucleotides. RefSeq lists its product as uncharacterized. The record is from RefSeq and is a predicted model, not a curated record. Lineage: Eukaryota; Viridiplantae; Streptophyta; Magnoliopsida; Rosales; Rhamnaceae. Bases 1 to 825 code for a protein of 274 amino acids. The transcript has a single exon.
AUGUUGACGAUAUCAUCAUUACAGGUAACAACACUCAAGUCCUUAGAUCAGUUUGUUACUAAGCUAAAUCUCAUGUUUUCUUUGAAAGAUCUUGGCCCUCUACAUUCUUUUCUGGGUGUUCAAGUUCAUCGGUCCGAGAAUGGAUUAAAUUUAUCUCAACCAGGUUACAUAACUGAUCUCUUGCAUCGUGCCAAUAUGAUUGAUUGUAAAGAGAGUCAUUCACCUGCUAGUUCUUCCACACAACUUGGCUCUACGGUUGGUAACUCUUUUCCAGAUACUUUUCUCUAUCAGAGUACUGUUGGAGCACUGCAAUAUUUUACUAUUACUAGACCUGAGAUUUCUUUUAUUGUUAACAAACUCAGUCAGUCUAUGCAUAACCCAACUGAUGUAUAUUGGUCUGCUUGUAAACGAAUGCUCUGUUAUCUUCACGGUACAAAGCAUUUGGGAUUACUUAUUCGACCUUCUCGUCGUCUCACCUUGUCUGGCUUUACCGAUGCUGAUUGGGCUUCGAACCUUGAUGAUCGAAAAUCUAUUAGUGGUUAUUGUAUUUAUUUGGGUACUACACUUGUUUCAUGGUCUUCAAGAAAGCAGAAUGUAGUGGCCCGAUCUAGUACUGAAGCUGAAUAUAGAGCUCUUGCUCUUGGUGCAGCAGAAAUCUCUUGGCUACAGCAAUUGUUUAUGGAAUUGAACUUUUCUCUGCCUAGCAUUCCUAUACUUUGGUGUGAUAACAUGGGUGCUGAGUGUUUAGCUGCAAAUCAUGUUUUUCAUAACCGUACCAAAUACAUUGAAGUUGAUGUUCACUUUGUCCGUGACAAAGUCUUAUAG